AUGGAAGAUUUCACCAUCCUCACCACCUCACCAUCUCAAAUGCACCAUGAUCAGUACAAAGUACUCACCAAGACCUCGCCCUGGAUCCAGGCCCAGAAUCAGCACCACUUUCUCCCCCAGAGCUCGCUGCUUGAAUUCGAAAUCGUCUUUGCGCUGCCCGCACGGGCUCAGGGGACAGAACAGCCCCCAAUCACCCCGGACCCUGUCUUCAACCUACGCAGCACCUAA
Messenger RNA from Colletotrichum abscissum, 228 nucleotides. RefSeq lists its product as uncharacterized. The coding region runs from base 1 to 228 and encodes 75 amino acids. The transcript has a single exon. Lineage: Eukaryota; Fungi; Ascomycota; Sordariomycetes; Glomerellales; Glomerellaceae. The record is from RefSeq and is a predicted model, not a curated record.